Salvia splendens (bonfire salvia) is the source of this 868-nucleotide messenger RNA. Its product is annotated as 2S albumin. Gene Ontology annotation, molecular function: nutrient reservoir activity. Bases 218 to 838 code for a protein of 206 amino acids. The transcript has a single exon. The record is from RefSeq and is a predicted model, not a curated record. Lineage: Eukaryota; Viridiplantae; Streptophyta; Magnoliopsida; Lamiales; Lamiaceae.
GAAAAUGGAAGCGGACUAUUUUUUGUGACAGCCGAAAAUGGAAAAAUAAGAUAUUUUUUAUGGGACGGAUGGAUUAUAUUGGUAAUUAUUUUGAGGGAAAAACAUGUACUACUUCAAACCAUGAAUUAUAACACCCCUAGUUGAAUCAAAUGAACUCUAAAUUUGUGUCUAGCAAAUGAAAAUGAGAUAGGUUUUGUCAACAUUUGCAUGUCAAUCGAUGUGGAAGCUACCUCAACUCCCCACCAAUAUCAAUCAUACGCAUAUUUCAUUCUCCCCCAUCAAUCAACACGUCAAACCCCAUGCAAUCCCUCAACUCCCCUAUAUAAACCCCCCCGCCCACGCAUCACCAACACCAAUCCACCAACAAACUCACCUUCUCUCCCACAUCCUAAUGGCAACCAAGGCGGCACUCGCAGCAGCUCUCCUCAUGGCCCUGGUGGCUCUUGCCACCGCCACCACCUUCACCACCUCCUUCGCCGAAGAGGCCAGCGAAAACUACCAGCAAUGCAGGCAGCAGGUGCAGGGGCGUCGAUUCAACUCCUGCCAGCGCUUCUUGCAGCAGAGGAGCACCCCGUACUCGAAUGAGGACGAGGACGAGGAGGUCCUCGACUCCUACCAGCCGUCGUCGUCCCUUCAAGCCUGCUGCCGGGAGCUGAAGCAAAUGGACCGCCAGCAAUGCGGCUGCGAGGCCAUCAGGCAGGCCGUCAAGCAGGCGCAGCAGAGCACCCGCCGCUACCAAACCGGCCAAUCCGAGCAGGUCUACCAGCAGGCACGCGCGCUCCCGCGCCGAUGCGGCCUUCGCGAGCAACAAUGCCACUUCCGCCUCCUCUUCGUUUGAGGAAAUAGCUCUGUGUCAAUUACCCUUGUU